AUGUCUACUGCAUCUGACUACGAUGGGUUGAUCAAUGGAUCUCGAGAUCCACGCAUUGAAUUUGGAUUCAGGGUUCCCUUUGUAUACAUUCUUGGUCUUGACCAUAGAACGCAAAAUGCCGAUGGUCAACAGUGCGUGUUACUUCAGGGUAAAGCAAAAACUCUUUGGAACUUCUGCGGUGAUAUACCAGGCAGUACUGCACGGCGGACCCUCGCUUUUGCCAAGAGCAGCGUGUACUGGGCCUGCGACGAAGACACUCAUGGAGAACAGCCCGAAUGGGGAGGAAUCUAA
Messenger RNA from Sclerotinia borealis F-4128, 291 nucleotides. The record is from the annotation of a GenBank genome assembly. Lineage: Eukaryota; Fungi; Ascomycota; Leotiomycetes; Helotiales; Sclerotiniaceae.